Molecule: messenger RNA, 4647 nt
Organism: Lachancea lanzarotensis
Lineage: Eukaryota; Fungi; Ascomycota; Saccharomycetes; Saccharomycetales; Saccharomycetaceae
Gene: RKR1
Product: LALA0S09e02806g1_1
Exons: 1
Coding region: 1-4647 (1548 amino acids)
Biological process (GO): ribosome-associated ubiquitin-dependent protein catabolic process; rescue of stalled cytosolic ribosome
Cellular component (GO): RQC complex; cytosol
Molecular function (GO): ribosomal large subunit binding; ubiquitin protein ligase activity
Source: RefSeq, a predicted model, not a curated record
AUGUCUUUUGGACUUAUUUCCGACUGGGGCCUUGGAAAUAAUGGAGUGAAAAUCUCCAUAAAUUAUUUCGAUGGAAUCGUAGAGCAAAGUCUCUCUAGCGCGCUAGGAUCUUCAGAGUUGCAACUUAUUUUCAAGUCGCUUCUAAAGCGCGAUGAGACGACCAAGGAAAAGGCUCUCAGUGACCUACUCAACAUGAUGGGUGACUUGGAGCAUAAUAGACAUCUCUUCGAAGACGAAAGUUUUGCGCUUUGCUGGUCCCAAGUCUAUGCGAAAUUGAUAACAAACGAGUCCAGAAAUGUUCGGAUCUCAGCACACACCAUUACAGCGGACUAUAUCAGACUCCUGGGCAAAAAAAGUGGAAAAUUUUUGCCAGAUUUCGUACCUUUCUUGCUUUCCGGUAUUUACGAUUGUGAUUCCUUCGUAUCAAAAUCGUGUUCCCAGGAUGUUUUGAAAUGCUUUGGGGGCGAUGCGAGCAAAAUGACUGCUCUAUGGAGACUAUUCCAAUCGCAGACUUUACGUUUCGUAAAAGAAGUGUUGCUCGUGGAAACAGCAACUUCCUUGAGCGACGAACGCUACAUCUCGAAAGAAGAUUCUCAAUUGAAAUAUAUGCGGAUCGCUACGACUGCAGUAUCUAUGUUGAAUCGCUUGGCACUAGAAAACUCAGAUCAUUUCAACCCGGAAAACGAGAGAUAUUACGAAGUUUUGUCGAGCGAAAACCUGUGGCGUUUACUGUCUUUCAAAGAUAUUCAUAGUCUUAAACCAAGCGAGGCAUUGAUAACCCUUGUAGAAACGAUGUGGGAGUCUGGUUUUUUAAUCAGGUGUAAGCAAGUCCUCAAGCUCAUUUCCAAACGGCUCCUGAAAUGCUUGGGCCAGUUAUCGACUAAAACUUUGAUGAGUGUUUCCCUCUUGUUUCCUAAAAUCAUACAAGUUUUGUCACACUUGCUCGAAUACAAGGAUGGCAAAGUACUUUCCUGGGAUAAAGGUUCUCAAGAAAAGGUGAAAAAGUUACUUCUUUUGGGACCCGGAAAUGCAGAUCCUGGUUAUUACACUGCCCUAUUAUCAUUUUUUCAAAACAGCAACUCUGUUUUGGGAUUCGAUUACAGCUCGGACUGGUUAGAAAUUUGGCACCGAGAUCUCAAGUAUGAGAGCCAGAGGCGCGGUUUACCAGCUAAAUGUCAAGCCAUGACAGAUAAACUGUGGGAAAACUAUCUCACUUUCAUAUCCCUUGCACCGGAAUCUCUUCGGGACAAUGCCAAAGAAGCUUCUAAGCGAGAAAUUCUAACAGCUCUCGACGAAAAAACUCUAACGAGCCAUAGCACCACGGUCACACUAUUUGCCGAAGAACUUUCCUUUGAUUCUCUGGAGACAGAGGUCUCACGCCUUCUGCCUUCUGGAGUCGGUGGUAAGCAUAAAGACACGCGUUACAUGGACAAUUUGGCUGUUGUUGCAUUUUCAAAAAAAGAUUCAUACUCUUUUCUCAAUCACCUUUCAGAUCUUAUGAUUGAGUCUCUGCGAACGCAUAAAUUUGAUAGCUCCCAUUACUGCUACUUUUUCUACAUGAGACUGCUGAAAUCGAGUGUUCCCGCCUUGUUAGAGAAAGUUGCUGACUUGCUGCAGUUACUUUCAGAAAACCUAGAUACAGAGAAUUACGCUGCGUCCUCUGAAAUUUUCACAGCUUUUUCACGUAAAAUCUCUGUUGAUCACUUGAAGAACAGUCGUACUUCAAAAACUUUCAUUACGUUUUUAGACUCAUUCCUAGACUUAGACAUUUCUGCGGCAAAAAAACUCGAAGUCACGAACACUCUAAACACAAGUUAUCUUCAGCAGAUCGCAAAACACUCACAUCGAUACCAAGACUUUCAAAGUGCUACACUGGACAACUUCAGCUUCUCGGAUGCCCAACUUUACAAGAGCCAGGUAAUAAAUGAGGAAACGAUUUGCGAGCUUUACCGGAAGGCUUCAAAUCACUCACAGAUGCGUUCUCUUAAUUCUAACUGUAAGACUUUUAGACCAGACCUGUAUGAGCACCUACUGCUCAACACUGACAUCAUAAUUGACAUUUUGUUCGAAGACUUAGGGCCUGUCACAUCAGAUAUGAAGGCCACAGUAUUGCGGCUCUCUGAAGUUCACGAUGAAGUGGCCGUCAAAGCGGCCCUAGCGGCUAUCUCAAGCUUGAAAAAUUCAUCCAGUGCGGACAUCCCGGAGAUGAAGGAGUAUGUUGUCAACCUUAUUGCUGUAAAUGAUAAAGUUUUGAGCACUCUACUACCGUACAACAUAUACGAAACGCUUGACGAGGCGGUUCCUUUCGUCAGUCACCAGCUCGCGACCAGUAGCUCUCUGGGACUAAACGUGUUUGUACUGCCAGUCAGUAACCAGGAACUGGAUCUGCUUCUUGUUGAACCCGCCAUCAAAGUGGCCCAAUUUUUGGAUGGUAUUUUAGCGCAAUUCCCCAAAUAUUUGACGGAUGAGGUUUCGUUAUAUCUAGCGAUCAUGAGUGAGCUUGCAGCUGACUAUAACUUUUACAGUUCAGAGCCAUCGGAGGAUUAUCAAAACUUCAAAUGCUCAUUGUUUAAAGAGCGCCGAUACCAAUACGACGUCAAAGAGAUUCUAGAAGCCAUAAUCUCGCCUGGCGGGUCAAGUUCCAAGCUCCUGAACCUAGUUUCGAGUACUGAUGGGAAGACUGCCACUGGCACUCUGUUCAAUUGCCGCAUUCUAAGGAAGCUUUUAACAAACGCUAUCGAUUAUGCAUCAUCGUCAAUCUUUGACGAUAAAACUCUAGAGUCUUUCAUUUUGAGUACACUCAGAGACCAGGCAGCUCCAAGUAGUAGAGUUCUUCAGGGUGCUACAAUUCUUUCUUCCAUUACCAAAUUUAGCACAUCUGAUGCUUUAACAAGAACGAGGACAUACCUUGCUUCAGAAAUUAUCGGCGCGAAGGAUCCUGCCGUUGCAGAAAGAACGGCCACUUUGAUGAUUUUCCUGAGUAAUCUUCUCAAGGUUGAUGACUUUUCAGUGCUUGACCCAGAUUACCAGCCUAUUGCACCUCAGCGGCUCAGGAUGAUCUUGAUCGAAAUAGGCAAAUGGUUUGACAGCGAUAUGUGGUAUGAUGAUGUAUUUUCAACCUUAAGGCUUGCUCUGUGCGAGUUUCUCGGACUACUGCUGAACAUUCCAUCUUCCUAUGCUUUUGGUCAAUCAAUUUGCGACCAUUCUCAUCGAGUUGUAAGGGACUGCAUUGAUUUGGUGAGUGCUGGCGACGUUCCGUUUGUUUCUGAAUUCAAAAUCCUCUCUGUUAGUCUCUAUGGUCGAUUGACGAGUAAAAAAACGAUGUCCAUUAUGGAAGUAAGAAGUCAGAGAACUGAAGAUAUGCUGGAAUUGUCUGAUGUUCUAAUCGAUGCAUUUCUUCUGCAAGGCGACUUUACGAAGCCGAAUCAUUUCUCAUAUGUUUUGUACAAGUCUCUAGCAGAAGUCCUGCGUAGUUCGGAUACUUCGAGCUUUUCACCAUACUCGGAAAGUUUGAUGGAGAAUAUCGUGCACUCGUUGGACUUGAACAUUGAUCAGACAAGACUGAUGGUCAAAAUCGCUAGAGAAUCAAUUCUUGCGGAACAACAGACGCUAUUGGUUGAGUUUGAACUCGAUGGCAACGCCAAGGGUGACGCAGAUGCAACUACUCAGAAAUACCAGCUUCCACCGGGACUACUCGAUAAGCUGGAACACGAUGCACCUCAUGAAUACCUUGAGAACGAAAACGUAUACCAAUUCUUGAAAUAUCUCUUCGAUUGUUAUUUGACGCUGACCUAUUUCACGGAUAUUUCAUACAAUUUGAGACAAUUUUACGUCGCGCAACUAAGAGAACGGGGUCUUAUUUUCAAACUUUUCGAUUUCAUCGCAGACCAACUGGACCCUGAUGACAAGUCAUGGAUUCCAACGGAAGACUUCUCAGUUCCAGCAUACAACAUCGAUGGACCCGGGUUUUCUUCAUCGCGAGAAACCAUCCUUCAAGAAUGUAAACACCUACUGUUGCAUUUGUUGUACGUGCUUUUCAAGGACAUGGGCGCCAUCACCAGCUCGUGGUGGUUGAAUCUUAAAGACAGGGCCUUGCAAACGAAAAUUGAGAAAUUCAUCACCGCUCACAUUUCCCCGAUUUUGGUGAAGCAAGAACUAGAGGAUGUCGCCAAGAGAGCGAAAAAGCUUACAGAUCAAGACGAAAGUUUGACGGUUAAAGUCAAUAACGUCACCAACGAAAUCAAAGCUGGAUACCUAGUGGAUGAGCAAAAGCUGGAGAUUGCUUUAAAACUGCCUGCUAAUUAUCCGCUCAACAAUAUCGAGGUCCAUGGAGUCUCAAAGGUGGGCAUCAGUGAACAGAAAUGGAAAUCGUGGAUUUUGUCCGCGCAGCGGGUCAUGGUCGGUAUGAAUGGUUCCGUCAUGGAUUCCCUCGAGUUGUUCACCAAAAAUGUGAAUCUGCAUUUUGCCGGUUUCGAAGAGUGUGCUAUCUGCUACUCUAUUUUGCAUGCUGUUGACCGUAAGCUACCGACCAAAGUGUGCCCCACCUGCAAGAACCGGUUCCAUGGUGCCUGUCUCUACAAAUGGUUCCGUUCUUCUGGCAACAACACCUGUCCUUUGUGUCGUAGUGAGAUUCCGUUUAGAAGGUGA